Messenger RNA from Saprolegnia parasitica CBS 223.65, 954 nucleotides. RefSeq lists its product as hypothetical. The transcript has a single exon. The coding region runs from base 1 to 954 and encodes 317 amino acids. The record is from RefSeq and is a predicted model, not a curated record. Lineage: Eukaryota; Oomycota; Saprolegniomycetes; Saprolegniales; Saprolegniaceae.
AUGCAGGCCGCCUUGGACAAGGACCUUUUGCAGCUCUUGCGGAAGCGGGAGAUGGACACAGUGCUAAAGCACAUCAACCAGCCGGUGGAACACGCCGCGGGUGUCACGAGCCGUCUCGUGUUGGCCCAAGUCCAAGAGUGCCAUUUCCGCGUCGCCAAGAAGCUCGUUCGCGACGUGGAGGAGAGCAUUGUGAGCGCGAGUGCCUCGGCGCGUGACACCGCGAGCAAGCGCAGUGAAGCCUUUGUCCACGCACUGCGCCUCGAGCUGCAGAGUCGGCUCAAGUGCAGCGGUACGAGCGCGCUCAUCGAGAGCCUUCCGUCGGUCGCGGGGCUCGUUAUGAACUGCGACGACCAAGGACCGUCGGUGUUUUCUCUCAGAGUCCAUCACGUCGGACGCAGCGUCCCGCAGAGUCUUGUGGCGCGUCUGAAAGCCCUCGACGAUCGUCUCAAUCCAUCGACCAUGUGGAGCUCGUUGAUCACGGAAAAAAUCAUCCAGGUCAUCCGGAACGAAGCGUACGGUGCGGCCGACGGCAUCAUGCCGCGCUGUGGGAAGCCCUGUCCGCGCUGCAAGUGUCCGUGCACCAAGGCGCUGGGCCAUGUCUCGUCGACGGACGGCGCGCUCCACGACACGUACCACCAGCCGGAAGGCCUCACUGGUGUCAAUUGGCACGGAACAAACGAGCUGGUUGCGCUAAGUUGCGCGACCAACGUGAUCAAGAACUGCAGCGUAUUAUUCCCAAGCGGCAAACGAUCGUACAAGGAGUUUGAGGCGAUCUAUCCUGGCUGGGCCUUGCCGCGCGUGACCAAGUUUCUUCCGCUGCGCGAGUACAUCUUUGCCAACUGCCAGCCCGAGCUCGUGCAAAAGUACAACAAACUCAAGUGCUCCAACAUUCCCGCCUCGUAUGCCCACGACCUUGGCGAAAUUGAAAAACAGAUCGAGCGUUUGCUUCGUUAA